Messenger RNA from Cotesia congregata, 1077 nucleotides. Lineage: Eukaryota; Metazoa; Arthropoda; Insecta; Hymenoptera; Braconidae. The record is from the annotation of a GenBank genome assembly.
UUAUUUAUAAUUGUUAAUUAUAAGACCAUGAUUAAAAAUUUCAGAUGCAGUUUAAAGUAUAACUUGUUACCAAAAAUCACAGACCACAAGGUAUUCACGAUGGGAAAACUUCUCAGUCUUCUGGCUCGAGACGAGACGACUUGCUGUACUCCUCAAAAAUAUGACGUCUUUCUAGAUUUUGAAAAUGCUCAACCUUCCGAUAUUGAAAGAGAUACAUUUGAAGCCGUACAACGAGUUUUGAAAAAUUCAGAAUCCAUUUUAGAAGAGAUUCAGUGCUAUAAAGGUGCUGGCAAGGAAAUUCGAGAAGCUAUUUCAGUUCCUACAGAAGAAUGUCAGCGUAAAGCGUACCUGACUGUCGUUCCUCUCGUGGCUAAGCUAAAAAAAUUCUAUGAGUUUUCUCUAGAACUUGAACGUGUUGUACCACAGAUUCUGGGUCAAUUAUGUUCAGGAAAUCUAUCCCCCAUGCAACACCUUGAAACUCAACAAGCACUUGUCAAACAAUUCGCCGAAAUUCUUGAAUUUGUAUUCAAGUUUGAUGAGCACAAAAUGAAAACACCAGCUAUUCAAAACGAUUUUAGCUAUUAUCGUAGAACGUUAACAAAAGCUAAAGACAAUCCAGAGAAUGAAUUGAUUGUAGGCAAUGAACUGGCCAACCGCAUGUCCUUAUUUUAUGCCCACGCCACACCCAUGCUUCACGUUUUGAGUCACGCUACUAUAACUUUCUUAAUGGAUAGGGAAGAUAUACCACGAGAGAAUAUUACAGAGACGUUGGGGACUAUGGCUAAGGUUUGUUUAAGGAUGUUAGAGAAUUCAAACCUAUUGGCACAAUUUCAAAGAGAAGAAACACAGUUAUUCGUUCUAAGAGUCAUGGUUGGCUUAGUCAUACUCUACGAUCAUGUUCAUCCACAAGGAGUUUUCUUUAAAGGCUCAAACGUUGAUGUUAAGGGAUGUGUAAAACUUCUGAAAGAUCAGCCGUCUUGCAAAAGUGAAGGUUUAUUGAAUGCUCUAAAAUACACAACAAAACAUUUGAAUGAAGAAAACACACCAAAAAAUAUUAAAAAUCUUUUAGCAGCAUGA